Aplosporella prunicola CBS 121167 is the source of this 906-nucleotide messenger RNA. RefSeq lists its product as uncharacterized. The record is from RefSeq and is a predicted model, not a curated record. The coding region runs from base 1 to 906 and encodes 301 amino acids. NCBI's taxonomy places the organism in Eukaryota, Fungi, Ascomycota, Dothideomycetes, Botryosphaeriales, Aplosporellaceae. The transcript has 2 exons.
AUGUCGCUUUUUGGCACUUUUGGCAACAUCCCGACCACCAGCGGGUCACCAGGUGUAAGCUUUCCAAAAAAUAUGCCUUCCAGCAUCACUGCCGAAGGCAGAUCGUCUAGCGCAGGCCUUUUCGGCAACAAUAGACCUUCAGGCUCAAGUAUUUUUGGCGGAGCAACUGGUAGCAGCACAACCAACAACAGGCCCACCGGCGGGAGCAUCUUCAGCCCCGCUUCUAUGCAAAAUGACAGCUCACGCCCAACCCCAUCAACAGGUAUACAUUCACCAUUGCCACUAUUUGGUGGCGCGAGUCUGAAUGCGCAGCCGUCGCAACCUCCGAUGAGCGACCAGAACACUAGCACCGGCACUACCGAAAGAGAUAGGAACGACAUCGAAGCUCUUCGUAAUGAGAUCGAAGAGCUGCGCAGGAAGUUGGACAAUAACACCCAGAACACGAGCGACCUGGUCGAGGCAAUAAAAGACGGCUUUGUUGAUAUAAAGACCACGCUCAUGGAUAUCCAAAAAUCACUGAGCGGGCAAAACGACGAACUCAAGGACGCGCGCAUGAGCAACUGGAGCCUGCGUACCGAUGUGCUCGGCCUACGGGACGACGUACAAGCUCUUCGCUGGCAGGAAAACAGUAAGGCUUCCGGAAGCAAGAUAAAUCUCGCUUUUAUUUCACAGUCAGAGUUCGAGAGUGCCAUUAAAGCCCAAUGCGCACAAGUGGUGCUUCCUCCUUUUCAAUCAAUGUUUACGGGUGGUCCGAUCCCCGAUUUCCCCAAAACAGUCGGAGACCUGGAGAAGCUUUCUGCUGAGCAGAUUGAUGAGAUUUUGCACCAUUUGUUGGUGAAGGAGACACCAGAAGGGUUGGAGCAGAAGCGGAAGUUGCUUAAAGAGAAGAUUUGGCUGAAGGUGUAG